Messenger RNA from Microthlaspi erraticum, 390 nucleotides. The record is from the annotation of a GenBank genome assembly. NCBI's taxonomy places the organism in Eukaryota, Viridiplantae, Streptophyta, Magnoliopsida, Brassicales, Brassicaceae.
AUGACAAGAUACAAUGGGAAGCUUGCUCUCAUGUACUCUGAUAAGUUUCGUAGUUACAUUGGUAGGAUCGAAUUGUGGGUUUUAGAGGAUGCUGCUAAACAUGAAUGGUCUAAUACGAUUUUUUCUUUGCCUCGUUUAGCUUGCUUGAAAACCAUGUUUCAAGUGUAUUGUGCCACUGAUGAUGAUGAUGCAGGAGAGUUUAUUGUGGCGCCAGAAACUUUGGGCGCACCACCGUUUUAUGUUUUGUAUUAUGAUCCCAAGAAAAAUAGCUUGAGAAGAGUCGAUAUUGAAGGGAUCACAGAAACAAAGCUUGAGUAUUGGGAUAAUGAUUUGGAUCGUCGUACAAUAUCUAUCUUCCCUAGUCAGGUUGAGAAUCUCAUGUUCCUCUAA